Eimeria tenella is the source of this 345-nucleotide messenger RNA. RefSeq lists its product as uncharacterized. The annotation marks the transcript as partial. The transcript has a single exon. Gene Ontology annotation, cellular component: nucleus. Gene Ontology annotation, biological process: subtelomeric heterochromatin formation. NCBI's taxonomy places the organism in Eukaryota, Apicomplexa, Conoidasida, Eucoccidiorida, Eimeriidae. Gene Ontology annotation, molecular function: histone H4 acetyltransferase activity. The record is from RefSeq and is a predicted model, not a curated record.
AUGGAGGGUUUGCCGCGGCUGAGCGCGCUGGGGCGCGUCUCCUUCCACCCCGUCUCCUCCGUCGGAGACUUCCGCAGGGGCGGAAGUGUCUCCUUUUGUCCCCUUUUUUGCCACCACUUUUUUGCUGCUGAGGAGAAAAUAAUUGGAUUUGAAAAGGUGCAGGUGCGGCUCUUCUUCACGCCCACCACCUUCCAGGUGUACGUACACCUCAGCGGCCAAGUCAGCAGCAAAGCAGCAAACCCCACAAAAGUCCGCAGCAAACUUCUGCAGCAACUCACGCAGCAAGUCCCUUUUCCCGGAAGGGUUUGCAAAACCCCCGCCGAGUUCGAACAGCGGAUCCGAGAA